Messenger RNA from Hibiscus syriacus, 1167 nucleotides. Its product is annotated as transcription factor RAX2-like. The transcript is spliced from 3 exons. Bases 71 to 991 code for a protein of 306 amino acids. The record is from RefSeq and is a predicted model, not a curated record. Lineage: Eukaryota; Viridiplantae; Streptophyta; Magnoliopsida; Malvales; Malvaceae.
AAGGGAGAUCCAUCGAUUUCUUAAACAAAUCAGCGUAUAUAUCUUAGGAGAUAUAAGGAAGAUCACAAAGAUGGGGAGGGCUCCUUGCUGCGACAAGGCGAGUGCGAAGAGAGGGCCGUGGUCUACUGAAGAAGACUCAAAGCUUAAGGACUACAUAGAGAAGUACGGCACUGGUGGGAAUUGGAUUGCUCUCCCCCAGAAAGCGGGUCUGAAAAGAUGCGGGAAGAGCUGCAGGUUGAGAUGGUUAAACUAUCUAAGGCCCAACAUUAAACAUGGUGAUUUCACUGAUGAGGAAGAUAGGAUUAUCUGCAGCCUGUUUGCCACCAUUGGAAGCAGAUGGUCAAUAAUAGCAGCUCAGUUACCCGGAAGAACUGACAAUGAUAUCAAGAACUACUGGAACACCAAGCUUAAAAAGAAAUUCAUCGCCAUGACUAUGACUUCUCAGUCCCAGAGAAAGCCACCACCGUUACCACCUUCUCAUCACACUCCAACUAUUUCGUUUUCUUCUCUGUACAAAGACUGCACUACUUAUUACACCCCAACCGGAUCUUUCACAGCCUUUGAACCAAUGUCAUCCGUUCAACCUGGUCUUUUGAACAAUGACGACACUAUCUUGGCUACCAAUUCUUCUUUAAGUCACACGCCGGAGAGUUUGGUGAGUUAUAUGCAGUACUGUUAUCCAGCGAAAGAAAAUUUUCUCAUGUUUGGAAGUGGAGAAGUAAGCUACAGUUCAUCUGACGGAAGCUCUGGCCAAAUCAGCUAUGGCAGAGAGAUCAAGCAAGAAGACAUAAAUAAUUUCCAGGGUUUUGGUGCCUCUAAUAGCUAUGAAGAUUUUCUUAAGUUCAUGUUGAGCCAUGCCUGCACCAAUACUGGAGGUGUAGAUGUUAACCAGUGGACUGAGAAGCCAAGUGGGUUUAAUUUAGACAAAGAUAUUCUUAACUUCAUUGAUGAAAACAAGACACAAGAGAAAGUCGUGUACUACAACUACUGAAUCCACUGACUGCAGUUGUAAUAUCAGAAAGAUUUGAUGGGGUAAGGGACAAAGGGGAGGGGCUUUGGAUUGAUGGAUUUGAUAGUGUGAGAUUCAAAACUUUGAGUUUCUGGGGUUUUGUGUAGGAUGAAGAAACAUUUCUACUUUUGACAGACAUGUAAGCUCUAAAGCUUUUU